AUGUUUGGGAUUCAGGAAAAUAUACCACGAGGUGGGACGACCAUGAAAGAAGAACCGCUGGGCAGUGGAAUGAACCCCGUCCGAUCAUGGAUGCAUACCGCCGGGGUUGUGGAUGCUAACACAGCCGCGCAAAGCGGUGUUGGGUUGGCUCGGGCACAUUUCGAGAAACAGCCGCCUUCCAAUCUCAGAAAAUCCAAUUUUUUCCACUUCGUCUUAGCUCUGUACGACAGGCAGGGACAGCCAGUGGAGAUUGAAAGGACAGCUUUUGUGGACUUUGUGGAAAAAGAUAAAGAGCCAAACAAUGAAAAAACUAACAAUGGGAUUCACUACAAACUCCAGUUAUUGUAUAGUAAUGGGGUUAGAACGGAACAGGAUUUGUACGUUCGGCUAAUAGAUUCCAUGACAAAACAGGCGAUUGUCUAUGAAGGACAAGACAAAAACCCUGAGAUGUGUCGGGUGCUCCUGACCCACGAAAUCAUGUGCAGCCGGUGCUGUGACAAGAAAAGUUGUGGAAACAGAAAUGAAACACCUUCAGAUCCUGUUAUCAUUGACAGAUUUUUUCUAAAGUUUUUCCUCAAGUGCAAUCAAAACUGUUUGAAGAAUGCAGGAAACCCACGAGAUAUGCGAAGAUUCCAGGUUGUUGUAUCAACAACAGUCAAUGUGGAUGGCCAUGUUCUGGCUGUCUCAGACAACAUGUUUGUACAUAACAACUCCAAACACGGAAGGCGGGCUCGCCGCCUCGACCCCUCAGAAGCAGCUACUCCUUGUAUAAAGGCAAUUAGCCCCAGUGAAGGUUGGACAACUGGUGGAGCGACAGUCAUCAUAAUCGGCGACAACUUCUUCGAUGGCUUGCAAGUUGUUUUCGGAACAAUGUUGGUGUGGAGUGAGCUGAUAACACCCCAUGCCAUCAGAGUUCAAACUCCACCCCGGCACAUUCCUGGAGUUGUUGAAGUAACCCUCUCCUACAAGUCCAAACAGUUCUGUAAAGGUGCUCCUGGACGGUUUGUCUAUACCGCCCUUAAUGAACCAACAAUAGAUUAUGGAUUCCAGAGAUUGCAGAAAGUCAUUCCACGGCAUCCAGGUGAUCCAGAACGGUUACCAAAGGAAGUAUUACUUAAAAGAGCAGCUGACCUUGUUGAAGCUCUGUAUGGCAUGCCCCACAACAAUCAGGAAAUAAUCCUGAAGCGAGCAGCUGAUAUUGCAGAAGCAUUAUAUAGUGUGCCACGCAACCACAAUCAGAUUCCUACACUUGCCAACACUCCAGCUCAUACUGGUAUGAUGGGAGUAAAUUCAUUUAGCAGCCAGCUAGCAGUUAAUGUUUCAGAAACAUCACAGGCUAACGACCAAGGUUACAGUCGCAACACAAGCAGUGUUUCCCCGCGAGGAUACGUCCCAAGCAGUACUCCUCAACAGUCCAAUUACAACACAGUCAGCAAUAGUAUGAAUGGAUACGGCAAUGCCAGCAUGCCCAACCUUGGUGUACCUGGUUCCCCUGGAUUCCUUAACGGCUCGACCGCGAACUCCCCUUACGGCAUAGUGCCGUCCAGCCCUACCAUGGCAGCCUCUUCGGUCACCCUUCCUUCAAACUGUAGCAGUACACACGGCAUUUUCUCAUUCUCACCUGCCAAUGUCAUCUCUGCAGUGAAACAAAAGAGCGCCUUUGCUCCGGUGGUCAGGCCCCAAGCUUCUCCUCCGCCAUCUUGCACCAGCGCCAAUGGAAACGGGCUUCAAGGUUUCUGCUUGCACUGGAUCUUAUUCCAGUUCAACUGUGAAUAG
Molecule: messenger RNA, 1776 nt
Organism: Thamnophis elegans (Western terrestrial garter snake)
Lineage: Eukaryota; Metazoa; Chordata; Lepidosauria; Squamata; Natricidae
Gene: EBF3
Product: EBF transcription factor 3
Exons: 16
Coding region: 1-1776 (591 amino acids)
Biological process (GO): regulation of transcription by RNA polymerase II
Molecular function (GO): RNA polymerase II cis-regulatory region sequence-specific DNA binding; DNA-binding transcription factor activity, RNA polymerase II-specific
Source: RefSeq, a predicted model, not a curated record